Messenger RNA from Chrysochloris asiatica (Cape golden mole), 2523 nucleotides. It is a transcript of the gene IRF2BP1, whose product is annotated as interferon regulatory factor 2 binding protein 1. Gene Ontology annotation, molecular function: transcription corepressor activity. The coding region runs from base 359 to 2113 and encodes 584 amino acids. Gene Ontology annotation, cellular component: nucleus. Lineage: Eukaryota; Metazoa; Chordata; Mammalia; Afrosoricida; Chrysochloridae. The transcript has a single exon. The record is from RefSeq and is a predicted model, not a curated record. Gene Ontology annotation, biological process: regulation of transcription by RNA polymerase II.
GGUGGAGGCGGCGGCGGCGGCCGUUGCGGCGGCGGCGGCGGGAGCGGCGGGAGCCUGAGGCGGCGGCGCCCGUGGCCCAUCACGGGGCCCGAGCUGUGCGCCUCGGUCCGGAGUCCGGACCGGCCGAGUGCUCCGACGUGUUUCUAUCUACCUUUUCAGGGAAGGCUAGAGUGAGGAAAAAGGCUUAGGGCCCAGGGGGCGGGGAAGGGGGGCCGGGCCUGGAUACCGCGGGGAAGCGGAGCCGGACACCGGGCCGUGGCUCGCGCGGUCCGGGGAACACUGAUCAGACGUCGGUGACGCGGAUCGAACGCCGGUGCCUGGUGGAACGCGAAGGCUGGGCGGCACGCGCACUGGGGCCAUGGCGUCGGUGCAGGCGUCCCGCCGCCAAUGGUGCUACCUGUGUGACCUGCCCAAGAUGCCGUGGGCCAUGGUGUGGGACUUCAGCGAGGCAGUGUGUCGUGGCUGCGUGAACUUCGAGGGCGCGGACCGCAUCGAGCUGCUCAUCGAUGCUGCCCGCCAGCUCAAGCGCAGCCACGUGCUCCCAGAGGGCCGAUCCCCCGGCCCCCCGGCCCCCAAGCACCCUUCCACCAAGGACCUGGCGGCGGCCACUACGUCGGGGCCUCAGCUCCCACCCCCACAGCCCCAGCCCCAGCCGUCGGGCACUGGAAGCGGCGUCUCAGGCCAGGACCGCUAUGACAGAGCCACUUCAUCAGGCCGUCUCCCGUUGCCCUCACCUGCCCUGGAGUACACCCUGGGGUCCCGCCUGGCCAAUGGACUGGGUCGUGAGGAGGCUGUGGCCGAGGGGGCUCGAAGGGCUCUGCUUGGCUCAAUGCCCGGCUUGGUGCCUCCUGGGCUACUGGCUGCCGCAGUGUCUGGUCUGGGAAGCCGGGGUCUGACGUUGGCACCCGGCUUGAGUCCUGCCCGUCCAGCCUUCGGUUCUGAUUUUGAGAAGGAGAAGCAGCAGAGGAAUGCGGACUGCCUGGCAGAACUGAACGAGGCCAUGCGGGGCCGGGCAGAGGAGUGGCACGGGCGUCCCAAAGCUGUUCGUGAGCAACUGCUAGCACUGUCCGCCUGUGCCCCGUUCAACGUCCGCUUCAAGAAGGAUCACGGGCUGGUGGGACGGGUGUUCGCCUUCGAUGCUACUGCCCGCCCUCCAGGCUACGAGUUCGAACUGAAGCUUUUUACCGAGUACCCUUGUGGUUCGGGCAAUGUGUACGCAGGGGUCCUGGCGGUGGCCCGGCAGAUGUUCCAUGAUGCUCUGCGGGAGCCGGGCAAGGCCCUGGCCUCCUCAGGCUUUAAGUACCUGGAAUAUGAGCGCCGGCACGGUUCCGGGGAAUGGCGCCAGCUGGGAGAGCUGCUCACCGAUGGGGUCCGCAGCUUCAGAGAGCCAGCUCCAGCGGAGGCCCUGCCCCAGCAGUACCCAGAACCGGCCCCUGCAGCCUUGUGCGGGCCACCCCCUCGAGCCCCAUCCCGGAACCUGGCUCCCACGCCACGCCGUCGCAAGGCAUCCCCUGAGCCGGAAUGCGAAGCGGCUGGGAAGCUGACCACUGAGGAACAGCAGCAGCGACACUGGGUCGCACCCGGUGGUCCGUACUCCACCGAGACCCCAGGUGUGCCUUCACCCAUUGCUGCUCUGAAGAAUGUGGCCGAGGCCCUGGGCCACUCACCCAAGGACCCUGGUGGGGGUGGGGGUCCCGGGCGGGCAGGGGGUGCCAGCCCUGCAGCCUCCUCCACAGCCCAACCUCCAGCCCAACAUCGGCUUGUGUCACGUAAUGGUGAGGCAGAAGUCAGCCCCACGGCAGGGGCUGAAGCUGUCAGCGGGAGUGGAAGUGGCACUGGGGCCACCCCGGGGGCCCCACUGUGCUGCACCUUGUGCAGGGAGCGACUGGAAGACACCCACUUCGUCCAGUGCCCCUCCGUACCUGGACACAAGUUCUGCUUCCCCUGUUCACGGGAGUUCAUCAAGGCGCAGGGCCCUGCAGGCGAGGUGUACUGCCCGAGUGGUGACAAGUGCCCACUCGUGGGCUCCUCCGUCCCAUGGGCCUUCAUGCAGGGCGAGAUCGCCACUAUCCUUGCUGGAGACAUCAAGGUCAAGAAAGAGCGGGACCCCUAGACCAUCACUGCCACCAGGCUACUGCUCCCGGCCCCUUUGCCAUCCACCGCUGCUGCGGAUAAAUUAUUCCCUCCCCCACCCAAACCAAUGCCACCCCCACCCGUGUACAUACCCCCUUCCUCAGUCCCCAUGGGUUCCCUGGGGUAGAUGCUUUGGGGGCGGGGGGAGAAAGCUUGUGGCUCAUGUCCAAGGGGGUGUUUGGGGUCCUCUGGGCCCUUCCGAUUUCCUUCCCUCCUUGGCUUGGCUUUUCUGCUGCUUGUAGUUGGGGAGGAGGCUACCUCUUCAGAAGGGGUCCCCUGAAAUCUUGCUCUUUAUAAACCAAGCAAAGCAUUUUAUUCCCCCCACCCCAUACUUUCUCCCGCCCCAGUUUUCCUCCUUCAAUAAACCUAAAGAUGGGUUUGUUUUUUUCC